GGUGGUGGAAAACAGAUUUCAAAGGGUCUGUCUGUCUGUCUGACUUGCUGUCUGUCUGGUCGGUCGCAGUGUUGGAACAGGAAUGCACACACUCCCAUGCAUUCUGCUCUCUCCUGCUUGGACAAGUUGACCCACUGAUGUUUUUCCGAGCAGUUUGACUUCGCCACUUUUUCUUUUUUUUUCUUUUCUUCUUCUUUUCCCCAUUCGGUUGAAACUGUGGGACAUUUUGUUCACACAGCUACGCGGACUCCUCGCUCUUUUAUCGACGGCGUGUCGGGUUUUUUUUUCUUUUUUCUUCUUCUUCUUCUUUUCCCUCCCAGGUUCUAACCGCGUAGUUAUCUGAGAAUGACUUGGACGGUAAACAGAGGUCUGGCCACCCUGGCCAUGCUGUUUCUCUGGAGAGCCGGGGAGAUAGCGGAGGCUUGCAGUUGCUCCCCCGCGCAUCCCCAACAGGCGUUUUGCAACGCGGACGUCGUUAUCAGGGCAAAGGUAGUUGGAGGUCAGGAGGUGGAGGCCGGAAAUGACGUUUAUGGCAAUCCAAUCACACGGAUUAAGUAUGACAUCAAGCAGAUCAAGAUGUUUAAAGGGCCUGACCGGGAUAUUGAUGCUGUCUACACUGCCCCCUCCUCUGCGCUCUGUGGAUUGACUCUACACGCUAAAAGGGAAUAUCUUUUCACAGGCAAGUUGGAGGCUGAUGGGACGAUGCAUGUCACUUUGUGUGAUUUCAUUGAGACUUGGGAGGGCAUGACUGCCACCCAGAAGCAGAACCUAAUCCAGCGCUAUGAAAUGGGUUGUGAUUGCAAGAUCACACGCUGUGCCUCCAUCCCUUGUAUGAUCAGCACCCCAGAGGAGUGUCUGUGGACAGACUGGGUGAUCGAGAUGAGCAUGAGUGGACCGCAGGCCAAACAUUUUGCUUGUAUCAAGAGGAGCGAUGGCUCCUGUGCCUGGUACCGAGGGGCAGCGCCACCCAAAAAGGACUUCCUGGACAUCAAGGACCCUUAACUCCGUAGACCAUCACUAUUAAAUAUUAAUGAGGAUGUCUGCCAAUGAAAUAUACUAAGCUAUGAAUCCCCCCCCCAAAAUACAAAGUAAUCUACUAGACACGUUGUUAUUAUUCUUUUUCAUCAGUCUCAAAGCCAUAGGGUUCGUGUUCUUGGGUGAGGUAGCCAUGUCACACAAAGAAAUGACGUGUUGUGGGAAGUGUCCAUUCAAUGUUAAGAGUAACUACCGUGUAAAUGCAGCAGCCACUGUCCCCCAGGCCUGGACCCCACCCUCCUACACACAAAGCACUUGUUUACUUGUCUUCAUCUGUAAUUAUAUCAUAAAUCACAAUUACUGCUUUGUAUUUGUCCUAAGCUACUCAUUUUGGGUAGCGUUUCAGUAUAAGUUAAAAAAAAAACUCAAAACUAUAGCAGCCAUGCACACAUGAAUUAGUGAAUAACUACUCUGGGCAUCCAUAUAGUUGCUGGCAUCCUGAGCUAGAUUGUGGGGUAGCAAAGAAUGGGUGGCGCCCCGUGUCUGCCUUCACUGCUUCCAGUAUUAUUAGGACGCCUGCUGUGUUGUUUGUUGAUAUCGCAAAUAUGUUUCCUUUUUUUUUCUUCCUUUUCUCACAAAAUGGAUGUCAAAUCUAACUGGGGUGCCAUAUCAAUCACCACCGUUUCGGAUGCUCGUCCGUGUAUGUAACUGCUUUUGUUCUAAUUGUAUGUUUUCUUCUAAAAAAAUAGAUGUAAUAGAUGUAGAAUGCACUUUGAACACCGUUGCCACAGCAGUCAUGUUUUCUAUAAGAAGAAAUGUCUAAAACGAGGGGAUUGAAUCCCCCCGUUUUGUAUUUUUGUAUUAUUACAACUCUUGACACUUACUAUUUGUGCUUUUCUCUUUGUACCGCUUUGGUGUAAGGGCAUGUUUUAUUUAAAGAGGUUGGAUGAUUUAUUAUAUCAUAAUGAAUAAAGUGCCCUACAUCAUUGUGUAAGAUGACAUCGUUAGUGUAUUUUUGAAAGACUUAAUUUUGAAUGGUACCGGACCAAAAUAUUCACGGUUUAGUGAGACCAGUGGUUCUCGAUCAGGUCCUCAGGUACCACCAAUACUGCUGGUUUCCUAUUCUGCCAGGUAGUUAAUUAGUCACUUGUUGUUUUAGCCCUGGGAUAACAGGUGAAUGUAAUGAAUUACCUGGCAAAACAGAAAAACGGGGCGUCGGGUGGCGGUCUAUUCCGUUGCCUACCAACACGGGGAUCCCGGUUCGAAUUCCCGUGUUGCCUCCGGCUUGGUUGGACGUCCCUACAGACACAAUUGGCUGUGUCUGUGGGUGGGAAGCCGGAUGUGGGUAUGUGUCCUGGUCGCUUCACUAGCGCCUCCUCUAGUCGGUCGGGGUGCCUGUUCGGGGACUGUCAGGUGAAAAGAAGCGGCUGGUGACUCCAAAGGUAUUGGAGGAAGCAUGUGGUAGUCUGCAGCCCUCCCCGGAUCAGCAGUGGGACCCCUCCCCCCCAAAAAACAAAAAAAAAAAACCCAGAAGUACUGGUGGUACCUGAGGACCUGAUUGAGAACCACUGGUCGAGAUUAAACGUGGGAUGUCUGACGGCCACACCAGACAGGACUCACUGAAGUAGAGACUUCGGGGCUCGGUGAGCAAUGAUGCCUCCAGUAGCGUGAAAACGACAAAUGUCAAAUGAAUAUAACGACAAAUGUCAAAUGUUUAUGUGAAAGUUGUGUGACUUUCAUGUGAAAGUCAUCUCAAAUGUGUUCAUUAGAAACUGUAGUUGGAGUACAUUGACUAGAUGUCUUGUGCUGGUUUCACAUGAGACUUUUUUUUU
Molecule: messenger RNA, 2807 nt
Organism: Lampris incognitus (smalleye Pacific opah)
Lineage: Eukaryota; Metazoa; Chordata; Actinopteri; Lampriformes; Lampridae
Gene: timp2b
Product: TIMP metallopeptidase inhibitor 2b
Exons: 5
Coding region: 346-1002 (218 amino acids)
Biological process (GO): negative regulation of endopeptidase activity; negative regulation of membrane protein ectodomain proteolysis
Cellular component (GO): extracellular matrix
Molecular function (GO): metalloendopeptidase inhibitor activity; protease binding
Source: RefSeq, a predicted model, not a curated record